Messenger RNA from Nematostella vectensis (starlet sea anemone), 7331 nucleotides. RefSeq names its product peripheral-type benzodiazepine receptor-associated protein 1. Gene Ontology annotation, molecular function: protein binding. Gene Ontology annotation, biological process: neuromuscular synaptic transmission. The transcript has 32 exons. The coding region runs from base 288 to 6671 and encodes 2127 amino acids. The record is from RefSeq and is a predicted model, not a curated record. NCBI's taxonomy places the organism in Eukaryota, Metazoa, Cnidaria, Anthozoa, Actiniaria, Edwardsiidae.
UUACACACAAAAAUGGAGUGAGUGGCUAGCGUUCGCAAGUUUUAUAACAACUCGGCAAUUUGUAUUGAUCAUGUGUUCGAAUCUAUUAGGGAAUUCUUGCCUAUUCAGUUCUAACGUUUCUGCAUGGGGUUCGGCAUGGAAUGCACAAAUUUAGCCGAUGAUGUUGCGCGUGUGUUGGAUUUGGCUCCCGAUCUCUUCUUUGUGCCGAGUAAGUGACUGAUAACGAGGAAUAGCUGGAAGUGAUUUUCAGCAAGCUCCAGUUAUUUGGAGUGGUUUGGCGUUUAGUUAUGCCGAUGCCUUCUGCAAAUGGGAUAGCUAUGGUUGACAGGGAACACACUCCAUCGUCCAGUACUCGGAAAACCGUUGAAGAGCAAAGGAGACUGAUUUCAAAAUUAAAAGCAGAGCUUGAAUUAGAAAGGACUAAACUUAAACAAGUGCAUCGAGAUAAAACUAACGAAAUCAAAAGGAACCAUGAAAACUUUGAGAGAGAUAGGCAGAGAGCUAUUGAAAGCGUCACUAAAAGAUUGCACGGCGAGCACUCCGUAGAGCUCAGAAGAGUUCGGGAUUCAAUAACCAAGGAGAAAGACAAUGAACUACGACAAAUCGUCAAAUUUAAAGACGAAGAAUGCAAGGCAUUAAAGGCACAAAUCACAGAGGAAAAGGAUAAAAAUAAACGCCUGGAAGAGGAAAACAGGAGGCAAUUGGUAGAGAAAAGUAGAGAUGAGACAGGGGACUUCGAACGUAGGCUUAGAAACGAAAUUCACGAUUUAAAAGAACAAAAAAGGAAGGCAGAGGAAAGCUUAAGACUUAAAACUGCUGCCGACUUCGAAAAGGCUGAGCUCAUUCGUAGGAUGAAGUCUGAACAUGAACGCGAAGUAAACGAGCUCAUAAGGCAAUCCAAACGCGAAGUUGCUAAAGAAUUCCAACAGAUUCGAGACGUUGAAAAAGCCUUGGAGGAAAAGAACAACGAGCUUGCGUUCAAAGACCAGUUGACAAGAAAACUUGAAGCCGAAAAGGAGGAAAUACGGCAUCGAAAAGCCUCUACCGAAUGGAGUUUGUUAGAAUCUCCGCGAAGGUCUUUAACUGGGACUCUAUCUUCCACUGUGGAAAUGACACCGGAACCGGCAGAGUCGAAUGCCAAAAUUAACAAAGAUAAAGAGAGAGAGCUCAGGAAGAAGAAUGCAGAACUGCAAGCUAAGCUAGACAUGCUGGAGAAGAAGUGUGGAAUACUUGAGAAACAAAAUGCUUCUAAAGACUCUGGGAAUCAAAAGGCAACUAGCUUGGGAGAGGAAAAAAUAAGAAAGCUGAAAAAGAGGAAUUCAGAACUUGUCUCUAUAGCAAGGCAACUGGAGGAUAAAGCCAAGAAACUACAGGAUGAGAAAAAUGCAAUUUUGAAACAGGCAAACAGUAAAGCAGACAAUACAGCUGAACUUGAGCACAUGAAGAAGUUGUUUGCACGGCAGAGGGCCAAAGAUCUUGCGGAACAUGCCAGGAUUCAAAUGGCAAAAGACAACGAACUGGAAAUCCUUCGAAAAGAGCAUUUCUCAGGAGACAACAAUAGUGACAAACUUAAGGAACUGCAGUCCAUUAUCAAACAAACAACAAAAGAGAGGCUGCUCCUUGAGAAAAGGCUUGCAGAGACAUCUGUUGCAAGCUCAUCCCCCACUCCUCUCCCCGAUUCAUCUGGUCUGGAGGAUCAUUUGAAAAUUGAACAGAAAUUGAAAACUGAGUCAGCAAAACUUAAAACAGCUGAAGAGGAAACUGUGAGAUUGAAUGCCAUUCUACUUGAAAAAGAAAAGGAGUGUGAGAAACUACAGCAAGACAUUGAUGAUAAGCAAGUCAAGUGCUCAAAACUGGAACUAGAGCGAGAAAGGUUUGCUGCAAAGUGCACAAUGUUACAUCAAAAGAAUUCAGAGUUGAGCAAGAAGGUCAAAGAAAUGAAACAGAUGGAAGAAGAAAUAUCUCUUCUUAAAGAAGACCUUGAGGAGACAGAAAAGGAGAAAUUGGCAGCUGAAGAGGAAUGCCAGAAGCUUAGAGAGCAGGUUGACAAACUCCUGCAUUUCAAAGAGGAUUUGCAAGCAUCUGAACAUCAGAGGAAGGAGCUCGAAGUGAAGCACAAGACAAGCCUGGACAAGCUGAAUGAGAGAGAACUGGAGAUCAGGCAGCUACACAAGAUCCAAGAGGAGUCGACUCGAAUACACCAUCUCGCGGUCACAGCGCUGGAAAAGGACGUGCGAAGCCUGGAACAGAGAUGCUUGGAAACCACCGAUAAGUACGAGACGGCCACGCUGCAACUGGAGCAACUGCGCAGCCGCAGUUCCAACAUCAAUACUCUGCACAAGGCUACACAGACUUCCGAAAACACGCAGCCAACGCCUGGGGCAGUAUCCUUACCUGCUGCGCGCAAGUCCACCAACGCUGCUGAGCCCUCGGUGACACCACGCAGCGGUAAGAGCAGCGGAGACGAAGUCAGCACGUCAAAUGGUGACAUUUUGGAAACUGCCGCAUCUCGCAUCAGGCAGCUCGCUAUGAGUGACAGCGAAGAUGACGCAUCAUCUAGCUACAAAGAGAAGCCUGCAGGCCGAAGGUCCAGCGGUGCCUCGCAGAACUCGGAACCAGACGAUGACAUAUUGACGCUAUCCCAAAGAAUCAGCCAAGCAGCGAUUAGUGACGACAGCACAGCGAGUGCCUCCGAUGACCGCUCGUAUGAAAGCGAUGCUAGUCGGGAGGUUGGCAGUGUUGCAGACGGUGAUAUGGGUGACCUCGAGGAUAAUGAUGGUAGCCAGUGUGUGGUCGAUAUGGACGACAGUAUCGGUCCGAAUCGGCCAAAGGACUCGGACGACACAGCAACUAGUAGGAGCCCGCGAAGCAAAGGAAAGCGAGUAAUGCAAGCAGACGCCAGUAGAAGUGAUGUUUCUCUGGAUGUCCCGGAUAAGGGGCAAACGAAUCCCGAGGAGGAGGUAGAGGGGGAGCACUUGGCGGUCUACAUAGCGCGCUACAGCUAUGACCCACAACAACACUCGCCAAACGAUGCGCCACAAGAAGAGCUUGCAUUCCAGGCCGGGGACUAUCUCUACAUAUUUGGGGACGUAGACGAGGAUGGGUUCUAUGUUGGCGAGCUCAUGGAUGGUCAGCGAGGGCUGGUCCCUUCCAAUUUCGUGGAGAAAGUUGCUGAUGAAGAUGAGAUGUCGUGGAUGAUGAACGGAACAGACGAAGCGUAUGACAGCAGUGAAGAGGAGGAAGCCGAACUAGAAGCUCUUCGACGGCGAGACGCAGCCGACGCUGUUCUUACCCAGAAGGCCCUACUGGAGCCCGUUAAACUCCUCCAAUUUUCGGGCAAACUUCAUCGUAACUUACGGCUGAAUGUGGAGCACAUCCAGGACGCAAACCUCGCCGACAUCGUGGAGGAGGAAGAGGACGAUGGCGGGAGCGUGACAGAAGAGUCACGUGAGGUGCUGCUCAGCCAGGAUGGCGUAACAAGUGACGACACCGACUUCGAGCCUGCGAGAAUACCAUCGCCAAAGCGUGUCUCUCUCGAGCGCCAGUUCACACGGAGCGUGCUUCUUAACUGGAAGGCUCCUGACCUACCGUCAGAGGAGAUCCGAGGCUACGGGGUCUACGUGAAUGGAGAUAUGCGAAUGAUGUUGAAGGGCAGUAACCGAACAAAGGCUCUCAUAGAGAACAUAGACCCUGACAAGACUUAUCGCAUAUCUGUGCGGACUUUGACAACCCGCGGAGAGGAGUCAUUUGACCAGGAGGCCAUGCUCACAAUCGGCAAAGACGCUAGUGUUGCGCCUGAAAACGUCCACGUCACUUCAAUAUCGCCCACUUCUGCCAAGAUCGAGUGGUUGCCCGGCAACAGCUCCUACGCGCAUCAGAUCUUCGUCAAUGGCGCGCCCCAAAGAACAAUCAGACCGGGCACGUACCAGCAUACCUUGAUGGACCUCGAGCCUGGUCAACACUACCGCGUGCACGUGCGUGCAAGGACGUCCCAGUUCUCGCUGGACGAGAACACGCCCCCCUCAGAUGACGACCCUCUGACAUCUGCUGUGGAGUUCGCUACCGAGAAGGGAGGUCUCCCUGAUGCACCGCUUGACGUUACACUCUUACCCAGUGCUCCUGACAACGCGCCAAACUCAAUGGAGGUGGCGUGGAUGCCAGUGACGAUCUCGGAUAAUGGGACAUCUAACGGGGCUCGCGUCACUGGAUACAAGGUCUACAUCAAUGAUGUCCAGGUUGCCGAGGUUAUGUCACCAGUAGCAGAUGGCGUGACGGUCACGUCAUGGAUGACCGAGCGAGCCGUCAAGCGGAGACCCUCUGAUAUCUUACACUUACACGUUAGAACCCAGUCCCUCAGCGGCGAGUCAACUCCCUCAGACGGCAUCGACAUUCCGCUGAGUUUUUUCGACUUCCGGGCAAACCGUCUCAUCCAGAACCACUCCCCAGGGACUCCCUUGAAGGCGACGAGCCAGGGAAGACAUCCCGUGGGGGAGGGGGGAGGGUUGGAGACGCGGACGGAAGUGUACAGCGGGUCUGACUCGGGGACAGAGCUGGAGGACCAAAACCAUAAUCUGAGGGAGGGGAGGGAGAGGCCGAUAAAAAAGGAAAGAACGAUAUUCACCAAAACAGUGGAAAACAAUCAGAAAGACACGAGUGACCACACCCCUCUUGUCCCGGAGGCGCGCACCAAGGGCUCCCCCAAGGUGUGGCAAAUAGCCGUGGAAGACGAGACGGACAGCGGAGACAGCAACAAGCGUGAAUACGGGGGCAGCAGCGAGGAGGACGAAGCCGUCGAGAUAUGCGCCGCGGACCCCCUGAACGGGACCUACAGCCUAGAGAAUCCGGGGGAGACAGGAUAUCAACAACUGGAAGAGGAGCCUGAAAUCGUCAGCGAAAAGGACCAACAGUCGCCCAAAAAUGUCCCGAGACCCGAAGACGAUCAAGCGUCUUCAAGUGAUCGUAAGAUAAGCACGUUCUCGGAAGCUAAUGACAUCGACAUGGAGGAUCUUAAUCGAUCGCUGGAAGAUGCGCAGAGCCUCAAGACCGCUGAGGCAACUGAUGAGGGGAGGGAAGGGGCUAAGGAGUCCUUCAUUCGCCAGCUGGAGAUGACAACAAGCGACUUGGAGGACUCGAGCGAAAGCACCCCCUUGUCGGUGAUACAAGAGGAGGAGGAAGACGAGGUAACCGAGCCUCAAGGUGUGGCCAGCCGCUCGUCUCGUACCCAUUCCGCCACGGAAAGUUUCCUUAGCGAUGAUGACGUACUAGACCUAUUGGAUGAGGAACAGGAAGAGAACCGCGCCCCAGGAACAGCCGUUACUGCUGCCAACGUACGGCGACUGUCUCACGAAGCCUUACAGAUAUCACAGGGGGCCAUGGUGGAGGACGACGGGGAUCAGUCAUUAGCACCUUACCUCACCAGCCACACCCUCCAGGAGCGGGAGGCCGUCAUCCCUACCCCUACUAUUCAAACAUCCGAUAACUUAAUGGAAGGUAUUCAAAUAGAGGAGGAAUCCCCCGGAAAUAGUGAGUGUAGCAACAAUGCCUUUAAUGACGCAGAGGCUGAUCAGGGGAAUGCCACACCACAACGAACCUCAACUCCACUGGACUCCAAACAAGGUUACACCCCCCUGGGAAUACGCGAGGAUAGGCAGGGGGAUGCUGAUGACGGGUAUGGCCAGGGGGGUGAUGAUACCAACCUGACGUAUACCCUGGGGGAUAGUGAAGUACCCGAGGAUGACCAGGAAGGGUUAGUGAGGAUAUUCAUCGCGCUUUAUGAUUAUGAUCCGAGCACGAUGUCACCAAACCCGGGAGCUGAAGAGGAGGAGCUGAAGUUCAGCGAGGGAGAUCUAAUCAAGAUAUUUGGCGAGAAAGAUGAGGAUGGUUUCUACUGGGGCGAGUGUGAGGGUGUCACAGGCUUUGUACCUUACAACAUGGUCUCCGAAGUGCAAGUCGAGGACGAUGACCUUGCAAAUCAAGCCCCGUCCUCCUUACCCCAAGCAUACGAACCCUCCCUCCCACAGGAUAACUUAUCGUACUAUCCUCGGGAAGAAACUAGCACCCAGGUCCUCGAGCAAAGCGGGCAGGUCGAGCCGCUCGAUUUAGAAGAAACUGGACCCUACCAGGACGGGACUGAAGGAAUCCAUCUGGAGGAGACCACUGGCCAGGAGGACGAGGCCCUAGAUGGCAAUCGGGAGGAUUAUCCUGAAGAAAAUGCGGAAUUCGCGGAGUUCCAGGACCCGAGAGACAGCCUUAACUACAGCUUGCCGCCAAAGAAGAUGAUCGCGCUAUUUGACUACGAUCCGAGAAUUCUCUCUCCCAAUCCUGACAGCGAGGUGGAACUCAGCUUCCAUGUGGGUGACGUCGUACUUGUGUACGGAGAAAUGGACGAGGACGGCUUUUUUACGGGUGAAUUGAAUGGCUUGCGCGGACUCGUACCUUCAAACUUUCUAGAAGACUUGGUGGAAAUGGUGACUCCACCUACGGGUAACAACGUCAGUACGACUCAGGCUUCCUCUCCCAGCACAAGUACAGAGAUCACGCCCAACGGCACUCGAAGCACGAAACAAGACAAAACUAAGAAGACUCCCGAGGAAUCAAAGAAGAAGAAAGGCAUCUUAUCUAAGGGAAAGCAGAUGCUGAAGAAAAUGACCAAGGGCCAAACAAAGAAAUAAACUGUAUAUAAGAUAUUUUAUAAGAUAAACUAUGAAUACAUACAAUACAAGAAACGUAUUUUACUACUAUAUCUAGUAUUUUUAAUAAUACCCCAAUAAUAGUCCAAUAAUGGACGCAGGGGGUGUAGUUCUAUGAGUUUUUUAGCGAUUCAAAUGGGUCCCAUGGCCCGCUUUUUGUAUAAAUGAGCAAUAUAUAUUUUAUAGGCGUGUGAAAUAUAUUAUAAGCAAAGAUUGUUAUAUCAAAGUUGUCUUUAGACGACUAGUGCAACUAUGUAUAAUAAGAAAUUUUAAUUAUCUUAAGUAUUUACCGUACACAUCCAUUCUACAAACUAGUAAACGUAUAUAUGUAUUUAUUUAUUAUCCCUCCUGGUCAAGAGGACACACUAUGUGACACUUCUUGCUCAAGUUUUAUGGCGUCAAUCUGUGAUGUCAUAUUAACAUACUCUUAUGACAUCACUAUUUCUCGUCACGUUUUACUUCAACGUCACGUACAUUUCAUAUUUUAAAGUUAUACUGCUCCCGUGUGAUAACGUCCAAAUAUCAUAGUUACUAGACUUGACAUGCUACCUUACUUCAACGUCUCUCGCGUCUUAUUUCUUACUUUUUAAUUGUAAUAACGUGUGUGAAAGAUUUCAAAGCAUUAAAAAUAAUUAACUAAGA